This is a messenger RNA of Egretta garzetta (little egret), 2211 nucleotides long. RefSeq names its product arylsulfatase D. Gene Ontology annotation, molecular function: arylsulfatase activity. The record is from RefSeq and is a predicted model, not a curated record. Bases 1 to 2211 code for a protein of 736 amino acids. The transcript has 13 exons. Lineage: Eukaryota; Metazoa; Chordata; Aves; Pelecaniformes; Ardeidae.
AUGGGCGAAAAGCCAGAUAGAAAGUGGCAGUAUAUAAAGGACACAAUGACUCAGAAAUCAAGUUUUUGCUGGCAGAGAAUUUGCCUGUAUGCAGCACUGAGUAAACAGCAGCUUCCUGUGCUCAGGCACAGUGAAAAACCGGUUAAUGGCUUCACGCGCUUGCCUGAUCGUCACCUCAGCUCUGUCCUACAGGGCCCUAGUUCAUCGGGGCUUCGGGACAACUGCUGCCAGGCUGCCAUUCUGAAGCGCCACUACCAGAAACUCAUUGAGAAUCUGAGAGUGGUUAAUAUGAUUCAGAACUAUUGGUCUUUCAAGGUCUUUCAUCCUACUUUUAUAGGUCCUGAAGGUUUAAGAGUGAGCUGCCUAAACAUUUGGCUAAUUUUAUGCUUGUUCCCAAGAACCUGUGCAUCAAAUCCUUCAAAACCCAAUUUUUUACUGAUACUGGCUGAUGAUCUUGGUAUUGGAGAUGUGGGUUGCUAUGGCAAUGAUACAAUAAGGACCCCUAACAUUGAUGGCCUGGCGAAGGAAGGAGUGAGACUUACUCAGCACAUUGCUGCAGCUGCUGUCUGUACUCCAAGCAGAGCAGCUUUCCUGACUGGCAGAUACCCCAUCAGAUCAGACUGUUAUUCCUCUCCAGGCAUGGCCUCAGGCACUCAGCGGCAGGUUCUCUUUUGGAACGGGUGUUCUGGUGGGCUCCCACCAAAUGAAACUACUUUUGCCAGAAUACUGCACCAGCAAGGUUAUUCUACAGCACUUGUAGGGAAGUGGCAUAUGGGUGUGAACUGCAAAUCCCGUCGUGAUCACUGCCACCAUCCUUUAAAUCAUGGCUUUGAUUAUUUUUAUGGCAUGCCUUUUACCCUUUUGAAUGAGUGUCAAGGCACAGAUGACCCUGAACUGGCCAAGUCUUUGCAAGACACAUACUGGCUUUACACACAGACGAUCAUCCUUGCAGUGCUUACUCUUUUGAUUGGAAAACUUACCAAGUUACUCUCAGUAAAAUGGAAAAUAAUCAUAUGUCUGGCCAUCUGCAGUCUCCUGUAUUUCAUCUCCUGGUUCUCCAGCUAUGGUUUCACCAAGUACUGGAACUGUGUCCUGAUGAGAAAUCAUGAUAUCACUGAACAACCGAUGAAUCUAGAAAAAACUACUUCUAAUAUGCUGAAGGAGGCAGUUUCAUUUAUUGAGAGAAACAAGCAUAGACCGUUUCUUCUCUUUGUUUCCCUUUUACAUGUUCACACCCCUCUUGUUACCACAGAGAAGUUUCAGGGAAGAAGCAGACAUGGUCUAUAUGGAGAUAAUGUAGAGGAGAUGGACUGGAUGGUGGGCAGGCUUCUGGAUGCUAUUGACAAAGAAGGCUUGAAGAAUACCACAUUCGUUUAUUUUGCAUCUGAUCAUGGAGGAUCCUUAGAGGCUCACAGAGGAAAUGCUCAGUUGGGUGGAUGGAAUGGGAUCUAUAAAGUUUUCCAGUUUCUCAUCUGUCAUGUGCAUGUGUCAUCUAGACUCUCUAUGACUGGCUUGCGACACACUGUCAAAAGCUCUAUGGAAAUGAAGGUCUAUGGUGGAAAAGGAAUGGGAGGCUGGGAAGGAGGGAUCCGCGUCCCAGGAAUAGUUAGAUGGCCAGGAGUGUUGCCUGCAGGGACAGUUAUCAAUGAACCGACAAGCCUUAUGGACAUUUUCCCAACAGUGGUUCACCUCGCUGGAGGGACAGUGCCUCGGGACAGGGUAAUCGACGGGCGCACCUUGCUGCCUUUGCUGCAGGGGACAGUUCAGCACUCCGGGCACGAGUUCAUGUUUCACUACUGCGGUGUGUUUCUGCAUGCAGUGCGGUGGCACCAGAAGGACAGUGGCACCAUAUGGAAAGCUCAUUACGCUACUCCGGUAUUCCAACCAGAAGCCUCUGGGGCCUGUUUCGAAAGAGGAAUUUGCCCGUGUUUCGGGGAUGGUGUGACCCACCACGACCCUCCACUGCUGUUUGAUCUCUCACAAGAUCCCUCUGAGGCGAAUCCCCUGUCAGCUGGCACCGAGCCCUUGUUCGACGCAGUGAUGAGGAGAAUAGGAGAAGCUGUAGAAGAGCACCGCAAGACCCUGACUCCAGUCCCACAACAGCUGUCUCCUGACAAUAACAUAUGGAAGCCGUGGCUGCAGCCCUGCUGUGGCACGUUCCCCUUCUGCUGGUGUGAUGAAGAAAACAGCAAAGCAGGUGGCAUACUUUAA